Messenger RNA from Trichoderma harzianum CBS 226.95, 1672 nucleotides. RefSeq lists its product as hypothetical. Lineage: Eukaryota; Fungi; Ascomycota; Sordariomycetes; Hypocreales; Hypocreaceae. The record is from RefSeq and is a predicted model, not a curated record. The transcript has 5 exons. Bases 322 to 1224 code for a protein of 300 amino acids.
UCUACUGCCUUCAGAGCCUUUCCCCCCAUUAUUAGUGGGAGUCACCACACACUCUCGUGCUGCCCACCCCCGAAUCUCCGUGUCACAGCCCACGCCACCGCAGCCUGCUGCUUAUGUGAAGGCACAGAAGCUGCUUCAGCCUUACUCUGUCUUACUUGAACCCUGGAUUUAUAAAACCAGGCCGACCCUCAGCUCGACUUCUCUUUUUUCCCCUCCUCUCCCCCUCCAUACACCUAUCAACACUUUUGCAUAGUUAGACCAGAAGGUUACCUUCAGAGUCUUCUUAGCCGCAAGGUUUAAAUAGUCCCCUUAUCUGCCAGUAUGAGCGCCGUUGCCAUCCAGUUCGACCCGACCUUUAGCGUGGGCUCUCGGCCAACUUUUUCGUGGCCAGGAAUGUUUGAAUCUAGCAACACCACAUCCACCAUGAUUGCGCAAGACUUCUCGUCAAUUCUUCACCCAGUGUCUGAAUCCAGUGUCUCUCCUCAAAGUGUGCCAAAGACGCUUCCCGCAAGCCCUUCUAGGGGCAUCCUCACUCCCGAGCAGCGAGAAUUGAAGAAGCAACGAGACAGAGCCCGCCGAGAUUCCAGAGCUUCCACACGAAUCCAGCGAGGUAGCAGCAGCAGUUCAUACCUGAGCUCACCACCGAUGUCAGUGUCCGAUGUCACAAGCACCAUGGCCCUCCCCAUCUAUACGACAGCUCCGCCAGCUAUGUCUCUCCUGAGCGAGCCAGCUCCAGCAUUGAGCGACCCAUCAUACAUCCCUCCUUACAGCCCACACAUGCAGGAGCAGGCGUUUACUUCUCCGUACCAACAACCUCUGCAAUCAAACUAUUCCUUGUCGGUGGAAUACCCUCCCACUUAUGGUACUUCAAAUGCAUACAGUAUCUCUCACUCUUCCAUCCAGUCCACCGGACAAGACAGCGGCAUGGUGUACCGCAUGCCCGCCAUGCAGUCUGGCAGCGGAGCUUCUACUGGCAGCUCCAGCAGCCAAGAUAGCGCUGGCCACGUCCGUGUGGUGCAGAACAGACCGAAGCCGCGAUGCUGGGAGCAUGGGUGCAACGGACGGCAGUUUUCGACUUUUAGCAACCUCCUACGACACCAACGAGAGAAAUCCGGCCAAGCAGCCAAAGCCACUUGCCCCAACUGCGGCGCUGAAUUCACCAGAACCACUGCGCGAAACGGCCACCUUCUACACGACAAGUGCAAACAACGACGAAGCUCCUGAACAAAGAUGAUUUUUUAAUCAAGUUUCGCAUCGAAUCCGUGAUUCAUUCGCUUUAACCUACGAGGAGGGAGGCAAUGCCUCCCGUAUUGCGGUCUCUCACGGAGCUUAGAUAAGCUCAUCAGUGGAGUUCCUUGUGUCACAGCGAUGACGAUUCGCGGACAUAUCGUUGGUGAUGGAGGUUUCGGCUGCGAUCUUCGAUUCACUGCGCCUUGCCGGCUUAUGCUUUCUCCUUCUUCUUUCUUACAUUUUCGGACUGCGGCUUUGUAUAAUACUGUUUUAUUCCUUUUAUUCCUCUUUUGCCGGUAUACUCAAGGUGUUUUGAUGGGACGGAUUAUGAAUUACGGGUCAACGUGUUGGGCAAACAGCGAGACCUUGGGAAACAAUGAUACCAGGGUAUAAGAGAAACGGGAUCAAUUUUUAGAGCACACACAACUAGAGGUACAUAGAC